This is a messenger RNA of Pogona vitticeps (central bearded dragon), 2011 nucleotides long. RefSeq names its product integrin subunit beta 1 binding protein 2 (gene ITGB1BP2). Lineage: Eukaryota; Metazoa; Chordata; Lepidosauria; Squamata; Agamidae. The record is from RefSeq and is a predicted model, not a curated record.
GUCAUUUUGCCCUGAAAGCUUGGGGAACAGGGUGCUGUGGGCCUGGCAGCUCAGCGUCCAGAAGCAGCCAGGAAUGGAAAGGAAACCUGUGUGUUGAGCAUCCUGAAGGGUGUGUGUGGUGUGUGUGUGUGUGUGGAAGAGCCCACAACUCCAGUUGACAUGGCUGUCUUGCUGUGCUGCCCCACGUGGUGCCCUGCAGUCCCCACUCUGGCCCGCUCGAGAUGUCUCUGGAAGGCCAAGCGGUUGCAUGCCCAUCUUUGGGGUGGGCUCAGGUUGCAGGCCCUCCCCUCGCCGCCCGGCUACUAAAGAUAGCCGGGGCCUCUCCCUGCGUCCAGCGGUGAGAGCUCCUGCCUGCAAGACAAGCAGCUGCCUGCCUGCCUGCCUGAUUGACGGAGAGGCAGCCUGUGCCCCGGGGGCCGGCCAGCCCGUUCAGGAGGGAGCCAGCCCCACUCUUGCCAGAGACGGGACCUGGCGCUGCUGGGGGUGGCGGUGGCGGUAGGGAGAUGGCUCUGUUGUGCUACAACAAAGGCUGCGGACAGAGGUUUGACCCGGAGAAGAACGCCCCAGAUGCCUGCCUCCAUCAUCCGGGCUUCCCCAUCUUCCACGAUGCCUUGAAGGGCUGGUCUUGCUGUAAGAAACGGACCACGGACUUCUCAGAGUUCCUCUCCAUCAAGGGCUGCACAAAAGGGUACCACAGCCACGAGAAGCCUCCGGAGCCCGAGGGAGUGGUGGCAGAGGCCGGCGCCAAGAGGAACACCGAGGUGGUUGUCCAGGGACCGAAGUCAGCCGAGAGGAUGGAGAGAGAAAGGCCCAGUUCCGAUGAGCCCAAACAGCUCCUGCCCAUGAAGGUGUCCCAAACUCUGGAGCAAGCCCUGGGCAGACUGGACGUCUCCCCUCAGGAGCAGCUUCCGGACCAGGCGUCUGCAGGCACCGGGGCUGCCCCGGAAGUGAGCAUUGGCACCACUUGCAAGAACUCUGGAUGCAAAGUGGUCUACCAGGGUGAAAAGAGCAAUCUGGAGACCUGCACCUUCCACCCAGGAGCUCCUGUUUUCCACGAGGGCAUGAAAUACUGGAGCUGCUGUGGCAUCAAAACCACGGACUUCACUGUGUUCCUGGAGCAGAAGGGCUGCAGUCGUGGGAAACACCUCUGGCUGAAGAAGCAGGAUAAGAAGCUGGUUUCCUGUCGGCAGGACUGGCAUCAGACCAGCAGCCAGGUGGUGGUGACCGUCUAUGCCAAAAAGUGCCAGCCGGAGUCCAGCUUUGUGAAGGCCAACCACACAGUGCUGGACGUUCACAUCGUCUUUGAAGGGGACAAGGUCUUCCAUGCCGAGCUUGACCUUUGGGGAGUCAUCAACGUGGAGAAGAGCUUCGUGAACGUGCUGCCUUCCAAGGUGGAGAUCACCCUGGGAAAGAGCAGCCUCGUCACCUGGGCCCGGCUGGAGCACCCACAGAGCCGAGAUUGAGAAGCCCUGCGCCGGCAGCAGCAGCAGGAGGAGGAGGAGGAGAGGGAAGCCUCGGGAGCCCAGGACGUCCUCGAGGGAACCCCAGAGGAGGAGUUUGAUGACGACGACGACAGCUUGAGCUGGUCAGAGGAGGAUGAAGAGUGGGAGGAACCAGCAGCAGGGCAGGGGAGGCCAAGCUCCAGCCACCUCCUGCCAGGGAACUGAGCAGCACCUGGGUAGGUGACCCGAGGCUCAGGAGGAGGAAGGACACAGGGGGCAGGUGGGGCUGAUGCCACUUCUCCGCUUUCCAGAGAGGCAGACGUGCGAAGCCUGUCGCCUCAACCGGAGGUUUGUGGCAUCUCAAAGACCGCAGCAGGAGUGUACCUAUGAUGGAGGCUUCCCUGGAGUGCGGCCCCCAUGAUCACCUGCAUCCGAAGAAGUAGGCUGCUAUCCGUAGACACUUAUGCCCAAUGAAAUCAUUCGUCUCUCUCUGAUGCGUCAGGCGUCUGCUUUAUUUCUGCGUUUGAUCAGUACUUCCUACCAGCUUCUGCUUCUGACCUCUGACUGCG